Drosophila grimshawi is the source of this 913-nucleotide messenger RNA. RefSeq lists its product as uncharacterized. The transcript is spliced from 2 exons. NCBI's taxonomy places the organism in Eukaryota, Metazoa, Arthropoda, Insecta, Diptera, Drosophilidae. The record is from RefSeq and is a predicted model, not a curated record. Bases 99 to 656 code for a protein of 185 amino acids.
GAUUAGUGUCCAACGUACGGUUGCCUGUUGCGGGCGCGCUUAAAAAGUAUGCGCCGGAAUCCAGUUCAUAUAGUUUCCCAUCGAAAUCCAAGUGUGCGAUGAACUUUGGCAAAGAAUUCGGCCUCCAUUUGGGCGUUUUUCUGAUUGUGAUCUUUGUGAUCUUCGGAUGUCUACCACUGGUUUGCUUCUAUGUGCGCAUCGAGAAUCGAAAGCUGGCAAAAAUUUGCCCGCCCAGGUGUCAACGAAGCCGGCAAAGGCAACGGCAAUUUAAUCGCGAUUCAAAUCAAAAUGAUCGGCAGAACAAUGUGGAGCAGGGACGCGAUCACAGAAGCUUCAACGAUAUAUUCUUUAUUGAGCCAAAUAGUCCGGAGGCGGCACGCAUACGCGAGCAGCUCGAAAAGGAUGACAAGGACUUGCCAAGCUACGACGAUGUGAUACGCAUGUGCAAUCUAACCACGCCAACAGCCGCAGCAGCUCCAGCAACGCCAACACCAACUAUGGAGUCUACUUCGAUUUGCCUUGCUGCAUUGCCGGCGCCGCCAUAUUCCGAGGUAGAUCCGCACCUGCAUCUUGCUGAAAAUAGCCUUGCAGUCAGCUCAUUGGAGCAAACCCCGUCCACAUCACGAGCGCACACCACAUCCACAACGAUGGUGUGAAAUUAUUUGGGCUGAAACUAGUUGGCCGCUUCAGCAUAUUCCAGUGCCACUCUGGGCCACACAGACCAGGGUUUGUGUGUGCUUCCCAUAUGGAGAAAUGAAAAUGUGUGAUUUUAUAAACUACUAUACUUAAGAAUGAGAACAUAGAUUUGAUAAUUGUACAUAUUUGUAAAUAUUUAUAAAUUUAAGGUGCAAUAUAUAAUAAAUUUAGGUAAAUUAAACUCAAUUGCUUGCAAAAAAUAAAGAAAAACAAACUC